This is a messenger RNA of Neltuma alba, 1116 nucleotides long. Its product is annotated as 50S ribosomal protein L5, chloroplastic. The record is from RefSeq and is a predicted model, not a curated record. Gene Ontology annotation, molecular function: structural constituent of ribosome. Gene Ontology annotation, cellular component: ribosome. The transcript has 3 exons. Gene Ontology annotation, biological process: translation. Bases 90 to 896 code for a protein of 268 amino acids. Lineage: Eukaryota; Viridiplantae; Streptophyta; Magnoliopsida; Fabales; Fabaceae.
ACUCACUCUAAACGAAACCCCUUCCCUUGGUGCUUGAAAACCCAAUCCAUUGUUACUCCGACAGUGAGAACCGAGCAAACACCAUAUCUAUGGCUGGUCCUUCGCUUCUCCAGUCCUCAACGUCGUCGUUUCUGGGUCAAUUCCGAGUGUUUCCGGCUCCGCUGUUCUCCGGACUUCUCUACAGAAAUGGGAAUGGAGGGGCUGUGGCGCCGGUGAAGGCCACAGCGGCGGGGUCCGGGGCUGUAUUGGUGGAGAAGUCUGAGGCAGAGAAGCCCCGCCGGCUCAAAAUAACAUACAAUGAGAAAAUCGUGCCCUUGCUUAUGGAAGAAUUCAACUACACCAAUAUACACGAGGUCCCUAAAAUUGAGAAGGUCGUGGUUAAUUGCGGAAUAGGAGAUGCCGCGCAGAAUGCGAAGGGUUUGGAGGCAGCAAUCAAUGAUCUAGCACUCAUCACAGGGCAGAGGCCUGUCAAGACACGAGCGAGGGCCUCACUUGCCACCUUCAAGAUCAGGGAAGGUCAACCCCUUGGGAUUGCUGUGACACUCAGAGGAAAAUUGAUGUACUCAUUCCUGGACCGACUUGUCAACUUGGGGCUUCCCAGGACAAGGGAUUUCCAGGGUGUUAACCCCAACAGUUUUGAUGGACACGGGAAUUUCAGUAUUGGCGUCAAGGACCAGAGUGUGUUCCCAGAAAUCAGGUCCGAUAUUGUCGGUACGCCCAGAGGAAUGGACGUAUGUAUAGCAACAACGGCGAAAACUGAUCAAGAGGCAAGCAGAUUGCUGGCUCUUAUGGGCAUGCCAUUCAGAGAGGGAGGUGGUCCUGUUACAACAAUUCGCAAAAAGAAGCUCAAGUCUCACCAUUUUGACUCAAAAUCAAAGGGAAGAGGAAGGAGGUGAAGUUUUGUAAAUGAGAUUGUAGCAAAUCGCCGUAUCCUUAUUUUGUAGCACUAUUAAUUAUUCAUUUUGUGAUCAACAAUUUGUUAUUUUAAGUGUUACAUUAUGGUUGUGUUUGCUAACUGAUCAAAGAAGUGCUUUUAAAAUAGUCUAAGAUGGAACGAAUCAGAUUUAUCAGAAAAAUAAAAGUGGAAUCUUGUUUGGUCAUGGUUCUUUCCUCCUA